Fusarium coffeatum is the source of this 3831-nucleotide messenger RNA. RefSeq lists its product as uncharacterized. The coding region runs from base 1 to 3831 and encodes 1276 amino acids. Gene Ontology annotation, molecular function: calcium ion binding; protein binding. The record is from RefSeq and is a predicted model, not a curated record. Gene Ontology annotation, biological process: endosomal transport; endocytosis. The transcript is spliced from 5 exons. Gene Ontology annotation, cellular component: plasma membrane; cytoplasm. Lineage: Eukaryota; Fungi; Ascomycota; Sordariomycetes; Hypocreales; Nectriaceae.
AUGGCCCAAACGCCAGACCCAGACCCAGACCAGGCUGACGAUCCAAUCCAAUCUCAUCUCCAUCUUGAAGCACCAGAAUUCAACCUCCUCAACAACGCGCCAAACCUGAACCUUUCUCCCGAGGAGAAGCGUACUUAUGGUCAACUCUUCCGACAAGCCGACUCCGAGAGUGUUGGUGUUGUGGUUGGUGAAAUUGCUGUUAGGUUCUUCCACAAAACAGGCCUCGACUCCCGUGUUCUUGGCGAAAUAUGGCAAAUCGCCGAUAAGGAGAAUCGUGGUUUCUUGACACCAGCUGGCUUCGGUAUCGCCCUACGACUCAUCGGACACGCACAAGCCGGUCGCGAGCCUACCCCUGAGAUUGCUCUCCAACAAGCUCCUCUUCCUCGAUUCGAUGGUAUUGCACCUCAGCCUACAGGCGGCAUUCCUCCACCUCCGCCUGUUCCUGUCAGCUCGCCGCCUCCCCCAGCUGCUCUUCAAGCCCAAAGCACUGGUGGACCGAUCCGUAUCCCACCCCUGACUCCCGAGAAGGUCGCACAAUAUACCGGCCUGUUCGAACGACAGCCUCUUCAAAAUGGCCAACUCCCUGGUGACCAGGCCAGAGGUAUCUUUGAGAAGUCCGGUUUGCCCAACGAGGCGUUGGGCAGAAUAUGGCAACUUGCCGAUACAGAGCAGCGUGGGGCCCUCAUCUUGACAGAGUUCAUUAUCGCCAUGCAUCUGCUCACCUCGAUGAAGACUGGGGCUCUGCGAUCUCUCCCUAAUGCUCUCCCUGCUGGUCUUUACGAGGCUGCUUCGCGCCGUGCCCCCGCCUCUCGCCAACCUUCCACUGGUCCCGGUAUCUCUUCUAUUCCUCGACAGCUCAGCGGAACAGCCCAAGUACGCACAAACAGCCCUCUCGGCCGACCUCCCAUGUCCCCUCAACAAAGCGGUGCUAGUGACUGGGCUGUGACCCCCGCCGACAAGGCUCGAUUCGACCAGAUCUAUGCCGACCUCGAUAAGGGUAACAAGGGCUACAUUACAGGAGAGGAAGCGGUCGCCUUUUUCAGCCAGUCCAACCUACCUGAAGACUCCUUGGCUCAGAUUUGGGACCUUGCGGACACCAACUCUCAAGGCCAACUUUCACGCGAACAGUUCGCCGUUGCUAUGUACCUGAUCAGACAACAGAGGACCGGUCGUUCAGUUCCUCUACCUACGACCCUCCCCGCCAACCUAAUCCCUCCUAGUCUCCGUGGCCAGGUUCGCCCACAAACUGCCAAUUCAGCAUUUGAUCCACCUCCUGCGCCCGUGAUGCAAGCUCCCCCGCCUCAGCCCAAGUCUGCUCUUGAUGAUCUGUUCGGCCUCGAUUCGGGUAGCUCCACCCCUGCCCCUCCACCUCCUGCUCAAGCUCCUAUGUCAACAGGAGGUUCUAAUGCUAAUGAUCCCUUUGCUGGUGGUUCUUCUAUGACACCCACUUCUCCAAUGAAACCAUCCCUGACAGGAACUGGUGGUUCAAGCUUCAAGCCAUUUAUUCCGUCAUCUUCCUUCGGUCGGGGAUUGACACAGCAGCCUACUGGUGGUUCAGCCGGUUCUGGUCAAAAACUUUCUGCACCAUCUGCUUCCGAGGAUUUAUUGUCAGACAAUGAUGAGGCCAGCAAGAAUAUCUCUGAAGAAACCACGGAGCUCGCAAACCUUUCGAACCAGAUUUCUUCUUUGGCCAAGCAAACUCAGGAUGUCCAAGCCAAGAGGACUACAACUCAGAAUGAGCUAAACCAGGCCACAUCUCAGAAGCAGAACUUCGAGCAGCGACUCAGUCAGUUGCGUACUCUCUACGAGAAGGAGGCGCAGGACACUCGUGCCCUCGAGGAACAGCUUAGCAACGCUCGAAAGGAGACCUCUAAGCUUCAAGCUGAAUGCAUGACACUUGAAGGCACUUACCGAGAUACUCAAACUCAACAUCAGCAAACAUUGGCAGCUCUCCAGGCGGACCAACAGGAGAACGCUAACCUCAGGGAGCGAAUCCGUGUAGUUAACGGAGAGAUUGCGCAGCUCAAGCCUCAGAUUGAGAAGCUCAAGUCAGAUGCUCGUCAGCAGAAGGGACUGGUUGCUAUCAACAAGAAGCAGCUGUCUACCACAGAGGGUGAACGUGACAAGUUGAAGUCUGAGGCAGAGGAGCUUAACAAGAGCAUCGAUGACUUGCGUCAAGCAAACACCAGCUCGCCAGCUUCACCUUCGGCCCAGAUUGCAAGCCCUGCUGCUUCCACUUCCAGCGCUAACAACCCCUUCUUCCGCCGAACUGCAAGCACUGAUAUCAUGGGUGCAUUUGCUUCUCCUCCUCCCACUAAGAAUGUCUCUGACAAGUCUUUCGACGAUCUCUUCGGACCUUCGUUCCCACCCAGUUCUUCCGCCACUCCUCCUGCUCAAGCUGCAUUCAAGCCCCAGCAUACCGGUGCCUCGAAUGCCAGUGCAGGUUCAUACAACACUCCUCCAGUUCAGGGUUCUCCCGUCAUGAGCCGCCAAGCGACUCUUUCUGCUGAUCCUCCCCCGCCCCCUGAGUCGAGACAAAUCAGCUCUAGCUUCUUGCCAUUCCCCGACCACACUGAGUCUCUUUCGUCUUCUCGCCAGGUAUCCCCUCCCGCUUCGCGUGCUGAUGAUCCUCUUCACGGUUCGGUUACUCCUGUUCCUGGUGACUUCAAGUCUUCAGACAGCGUUGGCAGCGUCCCUGGAGCUUUCCCUGGCGAUGAUCUCGCCAAGUCUGAGAGCAAAGACACACUGUCUGCUCCCAACGACGCGCCUGCUGCCAAGGAUGAUGAAUCAAAGCCUACUGAGUCUGCUGAUCCUUUCGGUGGUGCUGAUGAAGCUAAGGCCAAGGCUGACUUCGAGAAUGCAUUCGCUGCAUUUACAACUGCCAAGACUCAAAGCAAGCCUUCCCCCGAGGCGAAUAAGUCGUCUGCUUUCGACUCUGAGUUCCCUCCCAUCUCAGAGCUUGAGCGUGACGAUGAUGAGGAGUCGGACUCUAGCAGUGACAACGGAGGCUUUGAUGAUAACUUCACCCCAGCCUCCCCUCCUGCUAAGCCUACCACAGGAGAUGCUUCCGAAUCCACACACGCAGCUCCUGCCAGCACUUCGCCACAACCCGCUCAGCAGGCCAACUCUCCCCAAGAACCCAAGGCCACCAGCGCCGAGCAACCCUCAUCGCCCGCCACCAUUACCGAGUCCAACGCCCAAAAGUCAUCUGUUGAUGACAUCUUUGGUGCGGCUGCCACUGGAACUGCUCCCGCGUCACAGCAAGCAGCUCCUUCCAACCCUCCCCAGGCCAAGGGAGGGUUUGAUGAUUUGGACAGUGAUUUCGAAGGCCUAGAGGAUGCUAAGGAGGGCUCCGCUGACGAGGACUUUGCGAAUAUCUCUCGCUCUGGGUUGGAUGACUUUAACCCUGUUUUCGACAGCAGCCCUCCUGGAAGCCAGACCAAGACUGAGUCUACCGCUUUCGGUAAUGAGAGUUUUGACUUUAUCUCUGCCAGCUCAACUGGACCAACUCAGCCUGCUGCUGGAGCUCAGCAGCAAAAGGCCCCUGAGGCUCAUGACUGGGACGCUAUCUUCUCCGGUCUGGACUCACCCAGCGCAGCUGCUGCUCAACCCGCUGCUCCCGAGAAGCCAGAGGGCACCGAGCCUCAUCCUGGUCAGCAGGCUAUGAACCGCACCUUUUCAACUGAGUCUGAACAUGAUGACCCAAUCCUGAAGAGCCUUACCAGUAUGGGAUAUAAGCGCUCUGAAGCUCUCGAGGCCCUUGAGAAAUAUGAUUACGAUCUCGACAAGGCAAAUCUUAAUGCUGCGAACCACCUUGCUAGCCGCUCAUAA